UGUUUACUGCGUCGAUUCCGCGCUGAUCAUAAAUGAGAAGGGGGCGGUUACAAAAUGGUUACCAGCCCGCAAUAAAUGUCGCUUUUUUCUAGGACUUCGUGUCCAGUCUAACAUCAGACUGCUGAUUACUCAAAAUGAGCUCAUUUGGCGGCCGCAUGAAAGAAUAUCCCAAUAUUUCCCUGGACCGUUUCGAUAAACAAAAUCUACAUGCCAGAGCCUAUUUUUUAUCCCACUGCCACAAAGAUCAUAUGAAGGGACUGAAGGCAACGGCCCUGAGAAGGAAACUAAAGCUUAGUUUGACAGUCAAAUUGUACUGUUCGCCUGUGACAAAGGAGAUUUUGCUAAGCAAUCCAAAAUAUGGAUUCUGGGAAAACCACGUUGUUGCUCUUGAGGUGGAAGACCCAACUCAAAUAUCUCUGGUUGAUGAAAUCUCAGGAGAGAAAGAGGACAUUCUGGUAACACUGAUUCCAGCUGGACACUGCCCUGGAUCUGUCAUGUUUUUGAUAGAAGGGGACCGUGGCACGGUGCUGUACACCGGGGACUUCAGGCUGGCCCAGGGGGAGGCAGCCCGGAUCGAGUCUUUGCACGUUGGCGGCCGGAUAAAGGAUGUUCAGAGCGUUUACCUGGACACGACGUUUUGCGAGCCCCGGUUCUUCCAGAUACCAAGCAGGGAAGCUUGCUUAGAUGGCAUACGGGAGCUGGUGAGGGAGUGGAUCGCCAUCAGCCCGAACCACGUGGUGUGGCUCAACUGUAAAAUCGCCUACGGGUACGAGUACCUCUUCGUAAACCUCUCCGAGGAGUUCGGGUGUCAGGUUCACGUGAGGAGCACGCGCGUGUUCGCAGGGAUGCCCGAAAUGCUGUGUCACGUGACCACGCGCCGCGACACGCAGAUCCACGCAUGCAGAUUAGCCGAGGGUGAGGAGUAUAUCAGAGGCAGCAGGCUGCCUUGUGGCAUGAAAGCCCCGGACGGAGCUUCGCUACACGUCAUAAGCGUCAAGCCCUCAACCAUGUGGUUUGGAGAGCAGACCAAUAAAACUGCCGUAAUUGUCAAAACGGGGCCGACAUCUUACCGAGCCUGCUUCUCCUUUCACUCCUCAUACUCGGAGAUCAAAGAUUUCAUGUCCUACAUUUGCCCCGUCAACAUAUAUCCGAACGUUAUCCCGUAUGGAAAAACUCUACAGGAAGUUCAACAGAUAUUAAAACCGAUGUGCAGAGAGCACUGUGGACGUGGAUUAGUGGUGUACAAACCUCUGGGAACCCUUAAAAGAUCGAAAGUGGAACAAAUAACAAAAGACUCUGACAGCGAGUGUGAUUUAUUUGACGACGAGGAUUUGGCUCCCCGCCGCAGGAAGGUGCCAGGUAAACACCCCCCUGAAAAAGACGGGUCACCGGUCCCAGAGAGGGUGGUCCCUAUGACGGACCCUGAACCCACGAACACGGCCGGCCUGCUAAAUGAGAACUUCCUGGACUGCACGGAAUCGAACGACGAGGAGGAAGACAGCGAAGAUGAAGGAGGUGAACCGGCAAGCCAAACCUCAGACAAGUCGUCGAGUGGCACCCACAAGGAGCCAAACGGAACAGACGGCGGCCAUCUUGGAUCAAAGCCCCCCACGUGGGAGGCGUUUUUCUCAGUCGACCCGGAGCUGACGGACGAGAGCCUAGAAAGCAGCCAGACACGACGGGUGGAAAUGGGGGCCUCGCAGUCUCCCAGACUCUUCAGCGACUCGGACGAUGACUCCUCCCACUUCUCAUCUCAGUCCACCCACAUCUCAGACCCAGGUAUCAACAGCCAGGUGGACACCAUCCUUAUCCGCCCGCCGGAAAACGUACAGGGAGACGCUGGGCUUACCAGCCACUCCAGAGAGCCCAGGGAUGCAUGUUUCACGCCGACGGCGACCGAGGGAGAAAAGCCAGAUUCCCAAGUCUCGUCCGAUUUUGAAGUCCCCCCAACGCCUGAAUCAAACCCCCCUCAGCUAGAGGACCUGAAGGAAUUGUACAAAAGACUGGCCGCAGGAGAAUCUCUUUUUAAGACAGGCAAUCAGACGGGCAGCCUCUAGGACACCUCGGUAGAUAACUACGGACCCAUUAAUGAAUUUUAAUACCUGACACUAAGAUGGGCCUUCAGGGAACAUCCAUUGUAUUCGCACAACAGUAUCUUGCACAGUUAAAAUUCAAUGUUUACAAUGCAUUUAACAUCUGCUGGACUAAUUAAAAUUGAAUGAUAACAGUAUGAUAUUAUCAAUGUUAACUUUUUACCUCAUGGAAAUUGCACAAAACAAGGAUUGUAAGAAUUUUAAUUACUACUUAAUUAAAUGCAUUUCUCAGAUCUAAACCGAA
Molecule: messenger RNA, 2337 nt
Organism: Paramormyrops kingsleyae
Lineage: Eukaryota; Metazoa; Chordata; Actinopteri; Osteoglossiformes; Mormyridae
Product: protein artemis-like
Biological process (GO): telomere maintenance; interstrand cross-link repair; double-strand break repair via nonhomologous end joining
Molecular function (GO): 5'-3' DNA exonuclease activity; damaged DNA binding
Source: RefSeq, a predicted model, not a curated record